Messenger RNA from Pelmatolapia mariae (spotted tilapia), 4699 nucleotides. RefSeq names its product NACHT, LRR and PYD domains-containing protein 12-like. The transcript is spliced from 15 exons. Bases 524 to 4699 code for a protein of 1391 amino acids. Gene Ontology annotation, biological process: intracellular signal transduction. The record is from RefSeq and is a predicted model, not a curated record. Gene Ontology annotation, molecular function: protein binding. Lineage: Eukaryota; Metazoa; Chordata; Actinopteri; Cichliformes; Cichlidae.
UUGGGCUUCCUGCUCAGCGUUUACUUCCACUUUCCUGAACUUCGUGGCUGACUGUUGCUCUUCGUCUUCGUGUAAAGCUCCGUGUUAAGGACCUGAAGCGGACGGAGUUUUGGACCCAGAUUACUCCGCGAAGCUCCUCACCACGGCAGCCAUAAUGCUCUGACAUCAAACAUUUUUUUAACAGAUUUCUGCACGCCAAAAUCGGUUCAAGGUCAGUAAGCACAACCAGCUUUUUUCAAGGCUCCCAAAGCGCUUUACAAUGCCAUUAUUGAUUCACGCUCACAUUCAUACACUGGUGGAGGCAAGCUACGGUUGUAGCCACAGCUGCCCUGGGGCAGACUGACAGAGGCGAGGCGCCAUCGGCCCCUCUGGCCAACACCAGUAGGCGGUAGGGUAAAGUGUCUUGCCCAAGGACACAACGACCAGGACAGAAAGGCCAGGACAGAAAGGCCGGGGAUCGAACCGGCGACCUUCCGGUUACAGGUGCGCUUCCCAACCCCUCUACCUCUCAGACUGACUGAAGAUGAUGAUGGAGGAAGAGGAGGACAGAGCAGAGUCUGCAGGAUCCAGCUGUCCGUCUGUGAGGAGUGACCGGUCCAAAGGUCUACCUCCAGACUUCAGUGGUGAACCUGGACCAACGAGGGGUCAGAGGUCACAGUCUGCAGGGUCCAGCUGUCCGUCUGUGAGGAGCGACUGGUCCAAAGGUCGACCUCCACACCUCAGUUGUGAACCUGGACCAACGAGACAGUGCAUCUGCUCAUACUGGGACCAGUCUGCUUCAUCAGGAGACUCCUCCUGUCCCCAGUGUGGAGAAAGAUCCAGAAGCAGAGCUGGACUGCAGACAGCCAGUCAGAGCAGCUGUGUACAAACAGAUGUUGGUCUGCAGGAGGUUUUAGAGGAACAUAAGAUCAGUCUGAGGAGGAGAUGUGAACGUGUGACUGAAGGAAGUGAUGAAACAGGAAGUAGAACCCUCCUCAACAGGAUCUACACUGAGCUCUACAUCACAGAGGGACAGAGUGAAGAGGUUCAUACCCAACAUGAGGUGAGGCAGCUGGAGACAGCUUCCAAGAUGGACGCCCUCCAUGACGCUCCAAUCAGGUGCCAGGACAUCUUUAAAGCCUUACCUGACCAACAGAGACCCAUCAGAGUGGUUCUGACCAACGGCGUGGCUGGUGUUGGAAAAACCUUCUCAGUGCAGAAGUUCACUCUGGACUGGGCAGAGGGCUUGGAGAACCAACAUGUCAGUGUGGUGGUUCUGCUUUCAUUCAGGGAGCUGAACCUGAUCAGAGAUGAGCAGUACAGUCUUCUGGAGCUGCUCCAUGUUUUCCAUCCAACACUACAGAAGGUCACAGCAGAGAAGCUGGCUGUCUCUCAGCUUUUGUUCAUCUUUGACGGCCUGGAUGAAAGCAGACUUUCAUUGGAUUUCACCAACAGGAAGCUGCUGUCUGAUGUCACACAGAAGUCAUCAGUCAGCCAGCUGCUGACAAACCUCAUCCAGGGGAAUCUGCUUCCCUCGGCUCUCGUCUGGAUAACUUCCCGACCCGCAGCAGCCAAUCAGAUCCCUCCUACAUGUGUUGACAGGCUAACAGAAGUACGAGGUUUCACUGACGCCCAGAAGGAGGAGUACUUCAGGAGGAGAUUCAGUGAUGAAGAGCUGUCCAGCAGAAUCAUCUCCCACAUGAAGACAUGCAGGAGCCUCCACAUCAUGUGUAGCAUCCCAGUCUUCUGCUGGAUCACUGCUACAGUUCUGGAGCACAUGUUGACUACAGAGCAGAGAGGAGAGCUGCCCAAGACCCUGACUGACAUGUACUCACACUUCCUGCUGGUUCAGACAAAGAGGAAGAAGAACAAGUACCACGAGGGACAUGAGACGAGUCCACAGGAGCUGACGGAGGCUGACAGGGAAGUUCUUCUGAAGCUGGGGAGGCUGGCGUUUGAACAUCUGGAGAAAGGAAACAUCAUGUUCUACCAAGAAGACCUGGAGCAGUGUGGUCUGGAUGUGACAGAGGCCUCGGUGUACUCAGGAGUUUGUACAGAGAUCUUCAAAAGAGAGUGUGUGAUCUUCCAGAAACCAGUCUACUGCUUUGUUCAUCUGAGCAUUCAGGAGUUUCUGGCUGCUGUCUACAUGUUCCACUGUCACACCAACAGGAAGACAAAGGUGUUGGAGUCGUACCUCGGGAAAAACUAUUGGAAAUCAGGUCAGGAUGAUUUCCUGGAUGAUUUGCUUUAUGAUUUCCUGGAUGAAUCCUCUGUGGAUGAGUUGCUAAAGAGAGUCAUGAAGAAAUCCCUCCAGAGUAAAAAUGGCCACCUGGACCUGUUGGUUCGCUUCCUUCAUGGCCUCUGUCUGGAGUCCAACCAGAGACUCUUAGUUUGUCUGCUGGGUCAGACAGAGAUCAGACCAAAAACCAUCCAGAGAGUCAUCAACAACAUGAAGAACAUGAGCAGUGAUAAAUUCUCUCCUGACAGAAGCAUCAACAUCUUCCUCUGUCUGAUGGAGAUGAACGACCUCUCAGUACAUCAGGAGAUCCAAGAGUUCCUGAAGUCAGAGAACAGAUCAAAGAAGAAACUCUCUGAGAUCCACUGCUCAGCUCUGGCCUUCAUGCUGCAGAUGUCAGAGGAGGUUGUGGAUGAGUUGGACCUGCAGAAGUACAACACAUCAGAGCGGGGACGACGGAGACUGAUUCCAGCUGUGAGGAACUGCAGAAAGGCUCGACUGGAUGAGUGUGAACUCUCAGUGACUCACUUUGAAGUUGUGGCCUCAGCUCUGACGUCCAGCCCCUCCCAUCUGACAGAGCUGGACAUGAGUGGAAACGACAUGCAGGAUUCAGCAGUGAAGCUUCUGUGUGCUGGACUGGAGAGUCCUAACUGUCGACUGGAGACUCUGAGAUUGAGUUACUGUGAUUUGUCAAAGAUCAGCUGUGAUUAUCUGGCAGCAGCGCUGAAGUCCAACCCCCCCCAUCUGAGAGAGCUGGACCUGAGUAACAACUACCUGCAGGAUUCAGGAGUGAAGCAUCUGUGUGGUUUUCUGGAGAGUCCAGGAUGUAAACUUGAAACUCUGAGACUGAGUGGCUGUAACCUGUCAGAGAGAAGCUGUGAAGCUCUCUCCUCAGUCCUCACCUCCCAGUCCUCCAGUCUGAGAGAGUUGGACCUCAGUAACUCUGACCUGCAGGAUUCAGGAAUGAAGCUUCUGUGUGCUGGACUAAAGAGUUCACAGUGUGCAGUGGAAACUCUCAGACUGAGUCUCUGUAACCUUUCAGAGAGAGGUUGUGAAGCUCUGUCCUCAGUUCUCAGCUCUCAGUCCUCUAAUCUGAGAGAGCUUGACCUGAGUAACAAUGACCUGCAGGAUUCAGGCGUGAAGUUUCUGUCUGAAGGACUGAAGAAUCCACACUGUAAACUGGAAACUCUCAGACUGAGUGGCUGUAACCUCUCAGAGAAAAGCUGUGAUGCUCUUUCCUCAGUUCUCAACUCCCAGUCCUCUUGUCUGAAAGAGAUGGACCUAAGUAACAAUGACCUUCAGGAUUCAGGAGUGAAGUAUCUGUCUGCUGCACUACAGAGUCCACAUUGUACACUGGAAACUCUCAGAUUGAGGAGAUGUGGUUUGUCAGAGAUCAGCUGUGAUUAUCUGGCAGCAGCGCUCAAGUCCAACCCCUCGUAUCCCAGAGUGCUGGACCUGAGUGUAGACUACAACAACCUGCAGGAUUCAGGAGUGAAGCAGCUGUGUGUUUUUCUGGAGAAUCCACGAUUUCGAUUUGAAACUCUGAGACUGAGUCACUGUGACCUGUCAGAGAGAAGCUGUGAAGCUCUGUCCUCAGGUCUCAGCUCUCAGACUUCUAAUCUGAGACAGCUGGACCUCAGUAACAUUAACCUGAAGGAUUCAGGCGUAAAGCUUCUGUCUGAAGUACUGAAGAGUCCACACUGUACACUGGAAACUCUCAGUCUGUCAGGCUGUCUGAUCACAGAGGAAGGCUGUACUUCUCUGGCGUCAGCUCUGAGCUCCAACCCCUCCCAUCUGAGAGAGCUGGACCUGAGCUACAAUCAUCCAGGGGACUCAGGAAUAAAGCUGCUCUCGACUGGACUGAAGGAACCAUGCUGGAGACUGGACACUCUCAGGGUGGAGCCUGCUGGAGUCCGAUGGUUGAGACCAGGUCUGAGGAAAUAUUCCUGUCAACUCACAAUCGACGCAAACACAGUACACACAAACCUGCAACUGUCUGACAACAACAGGAAGGUGACACAAGUGGAGGAGGUUCAGUCAUAUCCUGAUCAUCCAGACAGAUUUGAUGGUUGGGAACAGCUGCUGUGUAGAAAUGGUCUGACUGGUCGCUGUUACUGGGAGGUCGAGUGGAGAGGAGACGUUUAUAUAUCAGUGAGUUACAGAAGAAUCAGAAGGAAAGGAGGCAGUUAUGACUGUGUGUUUGGAGGGAAUGAUCAGUCCUGGAGUCUGUGGUGCUCUGAUGAUGGUCCUCGUUAUGUCAGGCACAAUAACAGCUACACAUCCAUCUCCUCCUCCUCCUCCUCCUCCUCCUCUGUCUCUAACAGAGCAGCAGUGUAUGUGGACUGUCCUGCUGGCACUCUGUCCUUCUACAGAGUCUCCUCUGACACUCUGAUCCACCUCCACACCUUCAACACCACAUUCACUGAACCUCUUUAUCCUGGGUUUGCAGUCUGGUCUCCUGGUUCCUCAGUGUCCCUGUGCUGA